AUUCCUCUUCUUCCUCUUCUUCUUCUUUUUUCUUGACUUGGUUCAUUAUUUAAUUAUGGAGACUAUCAAGGCAGACGGAUACAAUGCUAAAUUUGCUACUGCUACCUAUGCAUUGGCAGCUGCAGGCGCGCUCUUUUUGGGUGCAAAGGCAUUCACUUUCAUAAAGAUGCUUUUGGAACUUUACGUGUUCAGCGGCAUUCCACUCAAGAAGUUUGGUGCUGGUUCUGGUGCCUGGGCUGUCAUUACUGGUGCAUCGGAUGGUAUUGGAAAGGAAUUUGCUGAUCAGUUGGCCAAGAAGAAAUUCAAUGUGCUUUUGGUUUCUCGAACUGCUUCAAAAUUGGAUGUAAUUGCUGAGGAGCUCAGCCAGCAAUAUGGUGUAGAGACAAAGACUUUUGCAAUGGAUUUCACAAAGGGAGAUGCUAAUGAUUUUGCAAAGCUUGGAGAGGUUAUCAGUGGUCUUCGUGUUGGUGUUUUGGUUAACAAUGUUGGUACAAACCAUGAUAUCCCUACUCCUUUUGCUGAAGAAGAUGACAAGGUGAUCCAGGAUAUUGUUGAAGUCAACAUCAAGGGUGCCAUGCGUAUGACCAAGCUUGUACUUCCCCAGAUGCGUAAAGAUCGUUCGGGUCUUAUUCUUAACCUCGGUUCAUUCUCUGGUCUUGUUGCUACUCCUUAUCUGUCUGUCUACUCUGCCGGCAAGGCUUUCCUCUGCACCUGGUCCCAGGCUCUUGGUGCCGAAUUGGCUUCUGAGGGUAUUGUGGUCGAGAACAUCAACACUUACUUUGUCGUGUCUGCAAUGAGCAAGAUCCGUAAGCCUACUUUCCUCAUUCCUCUGCCCAAGCCCUACGUUGCCUCUGUCUUGUCCAAGAUCGGUCUUGCCUGUGGUGCCGGAACACCUUACACCUCUGCACCUUAUCCCGGCCAUGGUAUCGUCAACUGGUUGAUUGACAAUGUUUUUAACAUCACCUUCUGGGUUAACCACAAUGACACUAUUCAAAAGGAUAUCCGUAAGAGAGCCUUGCGUAAGCGUGAGCGUGAAGCUGCUGCCAGAAAGUCCUCAUAAUUUUAGUGAUAUGACUGUUAUAUACAUACAUACAUAUCAACAUGUGUACAUUUUGUAUGUAUGAAAAUAUUAUUUCCACAAAAGCUGUGUGAAUAAAGAGAUGAUUUUUUUUAAAAGC
Molecule: messenger RNA, 1178 nt
Organism: Phycomyces blakesleeanus NRRL 1555(-)
Lineage: Eukaryota; Fungi; Mucoromycota; Mucoromycetes; Mucorales; Phycomycetaceae
Exons: 7
Coding region: 56-1060 (334 amino acids)
Biological process (GO): fatty acid elongation
Cellular component (GO): endoplasmic reticulum
Molecular function (GO): ketoreductase activity
Source: RefSeq, a predicted model, not a curated record